UACCAAGGCAUCGGGGACGCUCAGGCCGAGCCUCAGCCCAGUUUUGAGGCCAAUGCACCUCCCAUCCUUAGCAUGGCACCCAAGAAAGAGAAAGGCCCCGCGAGCUCAAACUCUAAAAUAUGGGAACCCGCGCUCAUAGCUGCACACUUAAACCAGAAUGACUGGAAGGCCUCCAUCGCUUUUGUGGUUGAGAACCGGAUUGAGGAUGCUCUUCUCAUUCGUGCCCUAGACAUGGCUGUCCAAGUCCCUCAACGCAAACUCUUCAGUAUAGUGUCAUGGCAAGACAUUCUCCAUCAGAUCGAUGAAAUACAGGGACUUGCUGGGAUUGCUUCAGCUAAAAAGGGGAAAAAGCCCACGAGCAGCAGUUUACCGUUAUAUUAUGAGGUGUUGGUGGCAGCAAGAACAAUUAUGGAUAGUGGAGAGAAACUUACUUUACCAUUGAUAGGGAAACUCUUGAAAUUUCAACUUCUCCAGAUUAAAUUAAAGGACCAGCAAAGACGAGAAAAUGAAAAGAAGAUGGUAGAAGAAAGGACAAAGUCGGAAAAGGACAAAGGAAAAGUGAAGUCUCCCAAGGAGAAGAAGGCCGCCAGUGCCAAGGCCGGGAAAGGAAAGGGAAAAGACCAGCCUGAGGUGUCUGCAGCUGUGAAGAAGACCACCCAGUUAAAACGGAGAGGGGAUGAGGACGACAUCAAAUCCUACAUUGAUGAUGAACCAGAUGAUGGUGCCCAGCAUUACAUUAUUGUCGUGGGCUUCAACAACCCUCAGAUCUUAGCCAUUAUGACUGAGCUUGGCAUUCCUAUAACCAGUGUGAUUAAAAUAUCUUCAGAGAAUUACGAACCUCUGCAGACCCACCUGGCAGCAGUCAGCCAGCAGCAGGAAGCUACCCUUCAGCCCGAAGACAUAGAAGCCAAAAAACUGAAGACAGAAAAUUCCGUUAAGGAACUUGAAAUUUUCUGGAAGUACUUGGAACCAAUCCUGAAUAAUGAGAAACCUGAAACAAAUCUCUUUGAUGUUGCUCGACUCCAAUACAUGGUCAAUGUGGCGCAUUUUCCUUCUGACUGGUCAGACAAUGAGAUGAUGCUCGAGUUGGGCACCGAGAUCUUUGAAAAUGUUGCCUGUUUGAUGUACGACAGUCUGGACUGGAAGAGGCAGCACCAGCACUAUCUGGAAAGCAUGCAGCUCAUCAACGUCCCACAAGUGGUUAAUGAGAAAACCAUGCUGGAAGCAAUGCCGAUUCCAGAGCCUCCGCCUCCAACUGCUCCAGCCCCUGGAAAGAAGAAAGCUCAGUAUGAAGAACCACAAGCCCCACCUACAGUGGCUUUCAUCAUCACAACCGAGGUAGACAUGCGGUACUACAAUGACUUGCUGAAUCCAAUUCCAGAGGAAUUUAUUUCCGUGCCCCUGAUACUGCACUGUAUGCUGGAACAGGUUGUAGCAACUGAAGAAGACCUCAUUCCCCCGAGUUUGGUGGAGCCACCCCACAGAGCAGAUGGGUUGGACUACAGAAUUGCAGCUCACAUUGUGUCCAUCCUGCCUUCACUCUGCCUAUCUGAGAAGGAGAAGAAGAAUCUCCAUAAGAUAUUCUUAUCUGAAGGAGAAAGUGAAACCAAAGCAUUGCCCAAAGGCCCUCUCCUACUGAACUACCAUGAUGCCCAUGCCCACAAGAAGUAUGCACUGAAGGACCAAAAGAAUUUUGACCCAGUUCAAAUUGAGCAAGAGAUGCAGUCCAAGCUGCCACUGUGGGAAUUCCUUCAGUUCCCUCUGCCCCCUCCAUGGAACAGCACUAAGAGACUUGCCACCAUUCACGAGCUUAUGCAUUUCUGUACGAAUGAAGUGCUGAGCUGGAAUGAAGUAGAACGAGCCUUCAAGGUGUUUACUUUCGAGAGCUUGAAGCUCUCCGAGGUGGAUGAGGCAGGAAAGCUCAAGCCGGCCGAGGUGGUCAGUCAGGCAGAUGCCGAGAAUUUCAACAUUCCGUGGGACAACCCCGCCAGGUUCGCUAAGUAUAUACGGCAGCGAUGCAUCCACAGGGCAAACACCCAGAAAGCCAACCCAGUGGCAGAUAUUGGAAACAAAGACAGAAUACUAUUUGUGGACCAAAAUUUGUCAAAGGCUGAGCCAGAGGCUGAGAGAUACAGAAAUUCCCCAGAUUCCAAUCAGCCUGCUGCUGAUGGUGUUAGGGCUUCUACUUCUGACAUCGGGAGCCCCUCGGAUGCUGGCAACAGACAACUGUCAGAGAAGGAGAUCAGUGGGUCCAUGUGGCCUCAGCCAGAGUCCUCGGAGCAGACCACGGACAAUGAGAUCAAAGAUGAAGCAGCCACAAAGGAUGGUUCUCUUGAAAAGAAACCCAAGAAGAUGGUGGUGGAAGCUAAUCUCGAGGACAUAAAGAAAACUCAGCAGCGAAGUUUAACGGACUGGAGCUUUACUGAACAUUUUCAGCCGAAAGUCCUGCUUCAGGUUCUUCAGGAAGCCCAUCAGCAAUAUCGAUGUGUUGACUCUUAUUACCACACACAGGACAACUCUUUACUUCUGGUUUUUCAUAAUCCAAUGAAUAUUCAACGUCUGCAUUGUGAAUAUUGGAAUAUUGCUCUUCACUCUAACGUUGGAUUCAGGAAUUACCUAGAACUCAUUGCGCAAUCUAUCCAAGACUGGAUCACAGAGGAAGAAGCAAAGUAUCAGGAAGCCAAAAUGGCUGAAGAAGUCAACAGGACCAAGAUUGAGCUAGAGCUGAAAACUUCUGCUGCCAAAAUUUCUCCUAGCAAAAGUGUUUCUCUCAAAAAAUCUAAAAGUAACAAAAUGGUCAGCAAAACAGAGGUACCAGAACAAGAGAAGGAAAAAGAGAAAGAGAAGAUCCCUUUCAUUUUAGAAGGCUCUCUAAAGGCAUGGAAGGAAGAACAAGAGAGGUUAGCAGAGGAGGAGCGUCUGAAGGAGGAGAAGAAAGCAGAGAAGAAGGGGAAAGAAGUCGGGAAAAGGAAAGGCAAGGAUAAGGCAGACAAAGAAGAUACUAAGGCUAUGAAGAAAAAAUCUUCUUCCAAGGAGAAACCUAAGGAAGAGUCCGUAAAGAUCAUGGAAAUGAUAGAGGAAUCUGUCCCACUUCCAGAACCAGAGAUAGUUUACCCGUUCCGAGGUUAUAAUAUGGGAGAUGUACCCAUCCAAAUCACAGGGAGAAAUUACUAUCUGUAUCCUUCUGAUGGAGGACAGAUUGAAGUAGAAAAGACUAAGUUUGAACGAGGCCCAACUUUCAUCAAAGUGAAAAUAAAAAAAGAUAAACACAAUUUUAUAAUUCACCUGAAAGACCCAAAGGAAAUUGUGCAAAAGCACAAGGAAGAGGAUUACUCUUCAGAAGAAGAGGAGGAAAGAGUUAAACAAGACAUUGAAAUGAAAACAUCACAGAUACAGAAUGAAGCUGUCAGCAAGUUUGGAUCAUUUUCUGCCACCUUAGAAAAUGGAAUCUGCCUCUCAAUAAGUUACUAUGGAGCAAAUGGGAUGGCACCAGAGGUUACAGAUUCUGAGUUGGACACAAUGAUGAAUAUCCCUUCAGCUCUGACUGCAACUGUGAUUCCCACUAUAGUGACUAUUCCUCAAGGCAAAGGGAAAGCAAAAAUAAAGGGCAAAGAAAAACCCAAAGAGUCCCUUAAAGAAGAGGAACAUCCAAAAGAAGAAGAGAAGAAGAAUUUUGUACAGGAAGAAGUAGAGCCAGAGAUUGUUGUACAGGAACCACCUUAUGUUCCCACCUUUCAAAACCUAAACGUAUCUUGCCCCAAUGGGCUCCUGCUGACCUUCAUUGGGCAAGAAUCUACAGAUCACCCAAUUGUAGAUGAAGAACCCACCUGGGACCUCAUGAUCCGUCAGAGCUACCCCCAAAGGAUAAAGCACUACGAAUUCUAUAAAGCAGUGAUGCCACCCAUGGAGCAGGAGGCAUCAAGAGUUAUCACCAGCCAGGGCACUGUUAUCAAGUAUAUGCUGGAUGGAUCCACACAGAUUCUGUUUGCAGAUGGUGCUGUGAGUAGCAGUCCUGAUUCAGGUCCUGUUUAUACAUCUCCUGAUAUGUCUGCAAGUCCCCAUAAUGGAGAUUUGGUGGACUCCGCCUCUCAGCCCAAAUCAGAAACAGCACCAUCUGAGAUUGUCAUUACCAAGAAAGGAAAAGGUCACAAAAAUCAAACAUCAAUGCCACAUAAGAAUGAAACCCAGGAUGUUCUCUCAGGGGUAGCUCAAACAGUAACUGCUGUGGAUUCCCACACUGGCACCUGGUUUACAACAACACCUGAUGGAAAUCGGAUUGGCACCAAAGGACUAGAGAAAAUUGAAGACUUGAAACCAUUUUUAUCCUUCCAGGCAACAGAUCCCAUCAAUGGAACGGUCAUGACUACUCGAGAAGACAAGGUGAUCAUUGUUGAGAAGAAGGAUGGAACCCGGAUCGUGGAUCAUGCUGAUGGUACCAGAAUCACAACUUUUUAUCAGGUUUAUGAAGAUCAUAUUCCUCCAGAUGAUGAAGAGACAACCGAAGGUCCAAGGACUGUCACUAGACAGGUGAAGUGUAUGCGAAUAGAAAGCUCACACUAUGCCACUGUUAUCACCAACUGUGAGGACAGUAGCUGCUGCGCCACCUUUGGGGAUGGAACAUCUAUUAUUGCAAAACCACAGGGAUCGUACCAGGUGUUACCCCCAAACACAGGCUGCCUCUAUAUCAAUAGAGACUGCUCAGCCACGUACUGCCAUGAAUCUAGCAGUAAUAUCUACCACCCCUUCCAGAAGCGUGAGCAGCUGAGAGCCAGUAGAUACAUCAUGAAACACACCUCAGAGGUGAUCUGUGAGGUCCUGGAUCCUGAGGGGAACACCUUUCAGGUCAUGGCAGAUGGCUCUGUAUCAACAAUGUUACCUAAAAAGAAAUUAGAAGAUGACUUCAAUGUGCAAACUGAGGGCUAUGAUAGUUUAUCAUCAGUUCAUCUUGAAAAGAAUCACAUGCAAAUCUAUGGGGAACACGUUCCCAGGUUUUUUGUUAUUUAUGCUGACGGAUCCGGCAUGGAACUUCUCCGAGACAGUGACAUAGAAGAAUACUUGUCCUUGGCCUAUGGAGAAUCAACGACUGUGGUUCUCCAGGAACCAGUCCAGGAACACCCAGGCGCCUUGAGCAUCACAGUCCUUCGCCCUUUUCAUGAAGCAUCGCCAUGGCUAAUGAAGAAGGAGUUAGACACCAUCAUUCCACCAAAUCUCCAAUCAAGGUCGUGGGAAAGUUUUCCUUCAGUUGAGAAAAAGACUCCAGGACCUCCAUUUGGCACUCAGAUUUGGAAAGGCCUCUGUAUUGGGUCUAAGCAGCUGACAAAUGUCCCGGCUCCUAUACUCAAAGACCCCAAGGUGCUACAGAUGCGUCAGUUCAUCCAGCAUGAGGUCAUAAAGAGUGAGGUGAAAUUAAGGCUGCAGAUUUCCCUUAAGGAUUAUAUAAACCAUAUUCUAAAGAAAGAAGAUGAGCUACAAGAAAUGACAGUCAAGGAUUCCAGAACUGAGGAAGAAAGAGGCAAUGCUGCAGAUCUCCUCAAGCUGGUUAUGUCUUUCCCUAAAAUGGAGGAAACUACAAAAAGUCAUGUUACUGAAGUUGCAGCCCACCUAACCGAUUUGUUCAAGCAAUCCAUGGCUUUGGCACCAAAAUGUCCACCAGAAACAUUCACUAAAGACUUCUUUGAAAAGAAGUGGAGGAGUUCAUCACCAGGGACGGUCUGGAAAGAAAAGCUUGAUCAACAGAGGGAAACUAUUGAGAAAACACAGAAAUACCUGUUGCAAAUUAGGACCAAAGAAGUAACACCUUAUUUUAAGUCUGAAUUGAGCCCACUAUUUAAGUCACAGUAUAAUUAUCUGGAGAAGCUUUCCAAAGAACUGCCUCCUUUUACAAAGAAAAAUGAAGCCACAGCCAAAACAGCUGUUCCAGAUCUUGAUUUGGAUUCUACACUGCCUGUGGAUGUAAAACAAGAAGCUGCAAAUAUACCUCUCCUUCCAAAGCAGGAGGUUGCUGAGACUAUCAAGGAGUCUGCUAGCCAAAGCGAUACUGAAAAUGUAACCAAAUCUACCAGGAAGCCUUCUAACCAAAACCAAGCUGAAAAUUUAGAGCAAUCUACUCAGGAUUCUGAUAGUCAAAAUGGAACGGAAAUUGUAACCAAAUCUACCAAGGAGUCUGCUAGCCAAAAAAAUAUUGAAAAAAUUAAAAAAUCUACCAAGAAGUUUUCUAGCCAAAACCAAAUUGAGAACUUAAUAAAAUCUAUCAAGGAAUCUUCUAGUCAAAACAAAAUUGAAAAUGUCACCAGACCUCCUGUUGAAGAACCAGACUUUUUUAUGCCGAUCAAAAUUCCAACUCAGUCAUUGCUGCAGGAUGUUACUGGGCAAGCAAGAAAAGAGAAAGUGAGGUUACCUUACUAUCUGAUGAGUUCCAAGCCCAAGUGUCAACCUCUUGCCAAGGUAGAAGAUAGUGUUGGGGGAAAAGUGAAUACAUCCUCCAUUGCAUCGGCUGCCAUUUAUAACACGAAUGCAUCCCCUUUUGGGUUCCACCUUCUUCCACCAUCAGUGAAGUUUGGAGUGCUUAAAGAAGGACACACCUAUGCGACUAUUGUGAAGCUCAAGAAUGUGGGUGUGGACUUCUGCAGGUUUAGAGUGAAGCAGCCCCCACCCAGCACUGGACUGAAAGUGACAUAUAAACCUGGGCCUGUGGCUGCUGGUUUGCAUGCAGAGCUAAAGGUGGAGCUAUUUGCCAUGGCUGUUGGAGAAGAUGGUGCCAAGGGAUCAGCACACAUCUCCCACAAUAUUGAGAUCAUGACAGAGCAUGAUAUUCUAUUAUUACCAGUGGAAGCAAUAGUUUUAACAAGCCGUAACUAUGACAAUCGACCCAAAGAUUUUCCCCAAGGAAAAGAAAACCCCACGGUCUACAGGAUUUCCACAAUCUCCUCCUCUGCACUUGGAGUCUUCACAUCUCGCAAGGCCACUCAUCGUUAGGACCUUUUCUUCUCGGUACAGCUCGAUGGCCUCCAUGAUCCUCUCAGCCUACAUAGAUGAUGGCAAAGAAAAAACAAUUAUCCCAGCACACACCCCAUCAACUCAAGACAUAGAAACGGGAAGACAUGGCUAAUGAUAGCCUGAAUCGGCUUAAUAAAGACAUGCCAGUUAGAGUGCAAUGCAGCAUUUCUAGUUGUCAGUAUUUUUUUCUCAUUUUUAAUUUUUAAGAAAGAGAAAAAAUACCAGGCACUCAGAUGAGGCCAUAUCUGGACACAACAGAGCAGCUCCUGGGAACACCAAAGGUGUACUUCAGGAGGAGAUGAGCUUAUCACUAAGAGCCACACCCUGGUCAGAUGCAAGACCAAGAGCAUCAGGCACAGGUGAUGACUGGCACCUGGAGUUCCUCAACUUUUGUGCCAUGCAGGGCUAUGCGGCCGACACGGGAUAAGUCUUUUACUAAAAAGUCAGAAUCCCAUUACAAGAUGAUACAGCACUCUGCCAACUUACUGCUUUGACUGUUUCAAUUGUUUUCUUCCCAGUGAAGUAAUUGUCACCUUGAGUCUCCCCUGGAACCUGCCAGAAAUAAGAGAUCCUAAACAAGAUGGGCAUUAUUUUAUAAAAAUACCACAGUCACUAUUUCCCAUUGAGGAUAGGCACAAUAGUAAAUCUUUUAUUUGUAUCAUCAAAAGCAUUAUCCUGCAAAUGUUUAUAAAUCUUUGUGAUUUAAAUUUUGUCCUGCUCAAUAAAUAUUCUAAUUCCUCAUAAAGUUCCAUUCAAAAAAGAAAAAGCCAUAAUGAUAAGAAUCCUCAUACAAGCUGGUCACAAAACUAACUUUCUAAUUGAAUAAAACAUUACCUAGAUUCUCACAUUA
Messenger RNA from Mesocricetus auratus (golden hamster), 7846 nucleotides. RefSeq names its product sperm associated antigen 17 (gene Spag17). NCBI's taxonomy places the organism in Eukaryota, Metazoa, Chordata, Mammalia, Rodentia, Cricetidae. The transcript is spliced from 49 exons. Gene Ontology annotation, cellular component: axonemal central apparatus. Gene Ontology annotation, biological process: axonemal central apparatus assembly; epithelial cilium movement involved in extracellular fluid movement. The record is from RefSeq and is a predicted model, not a curated record. The coding region runs from base 73 to 6975 and encodes 2300 amino acids.